AUUUGUUUUUUUUUCAUGUUGAGCUGUAACAUAUUUAGUCUUUUAACCUCUAAAUUUGUAAUUCCUGCAUACAAUCUAUAAAAUAUUUCAUGACAGGCCAAUUUUGGAAGCUGGGGUGUUGAAUUGUUUAUAUUUAGCAUCAAUAGAAGGUAUUUAUGAUGCUAUUUUCUGAGUAAAUUUCACAUUUUCUUUAAUGUUGAAUUGCUAAACCUCCUGCGUUUAUAUAUUGUCCUUUGGGCUCCUUAUAAAGGUUUUAAAGGUUGUUUGCUACAUGCAGAGGCCACAUACAGUCUUGUAAAAUAUCACAUUACAGGCCUGUCACCUUUUCUAGGACCAUUUGUGGAGAUAAUGUUGCAUCUUCUUAUUGAUAAAGCUGUAAUGUGCAUUUGAAAAGUGCAUCUGCAGUAUCAAGUCUUAAAAUCUCUAAAUAGAGAGAAUAUUUGUUCCCACAGCAAACCAGAUGUUAUAUCUUGACAGAAGGUUAUUAUUCCGUUUUUAAAGGAAACUCUACAAACGUGUGAAACCUCGCAAGGGAAACAUUAUCUGAUCCUCACUUGGCAGGUUUUUUUUUUUUCCAGCCUCAUAGCACAUGGACAUUUUUUGCAGCGUGCUUUGACGCGAAGUGACAGCGUUUGGUUACUACUCGUCUCCAUAAGUGCGUGUCAGCCCCUGAUGCAUAUCUGUGCUGUCAGCCAGAGGAGAGGAGGAAAGGAAAGGUGGAUCCUCAACACAACAACAAGCCAACACCUUCUUCUCCUGCUCUUGCUCCUGUCAUGCGUGUGUGCAGAGCAGCUCCAUCUCUGCAACACUCCUGCCGCGCCGCUUCGCCUCUCCUCUCCGCAGACGCACUUGCCGCGUCCAGUGAAACCGCGCUGACACCAUGAACGGCUACGGGUCCCCCUACCUGUACAUGGGGGCUCCGGUGUCCCAGCCCAGAGCCCCGCUGCAGAGGACACCCAAGUGCGCCCGGUGCCGGAACCACGGCGUGCUGUCGUGGCUCAAAGGUCACAAGCGCUACUGCCGCUUCAAGGACUGCACCUGCGAGAAGUGCAUCCUCAUCAUCGAGCGGCAGCGCGUCAUGGCAGCGCAGGUGGCGCUCCGCCGGCAGCAGGCCAACGAGAGUCUGGAGAGCCUCAUCCCGGAGUCGCUGCGAGUUCUACCCGGUAUCGGCAUAGCUGGAGGCGGCGAGGGGAACCAGGGAGGAGCACCGCAGAGGACCGAGGAACUGGAGCUCAGGUGGAGCAGCACGGAACCGCUGCAGGCCGGAGCUCAGACAUGCACAGAGCCAGCAGAGGACGGUCCUGAUGAGGGCUCCGGGGCUGAAAACGGAGGCAGCUCCAGUGAGAAGGAGCAGGACCCGGUCAGCUCGCCUGAAGGCUCCAAACCAAACUCCUGCUACACCCCGGAUCCCCCAGAGACCCCCUCCCACCCGGAGGAGAGCCGCUACAGCCUCCCUAAAGCCGGCAGCACCGAGAAGGAAGCCAAAGCCGAGAGUCCUAAGAAGUAUCCGAGUGUCAGCCCCGGUGACCAGGCCGUGCUCAUCGAAGGCCUCGCCGGCUCCAUCAACCUGCCCUUCAGCCUGCGGGGCAACCGGCCCCCGCUGGAGGUCCUCAAGAAGAUCUUCCCCGCUCACAAGCCUCCGGUCCUGGAGCUCAUCCUCAGAGGCUGCGGGGGGGAUCUGGUAGGAGCCAUCGAGGUGCUGCUAUCCAGCAGGAAUCCAGAGGGACACCCGACGCACGCUGACCAUCACCCGGACACCCUGUUGCUGCCCACAAACGGACACCUGUUCGAGCACACGCUGGGCUCCUACCACCCGGUGUCCUCCUCCGCCAAGUGGUCUGUGGGCUCUGCUUUCCGGGUCCCCGAGUCCCUCCGAUUCGCGUCCGACUCCGCCUCGGGCGUGGUGUCCGCCGGGCCCCUGGGUGUCCCCCUGCAGCACCCGUCCUUCCCGCAGCCCACGCGUUACCCACUCAUGCUGCGCAACUCCCUGACGCGCAGCCAGGGCAGCCCCUUCGUGCACAACGACGUGACUCUGUGGAAUACCAUGGCCCUGCAGCAGCAGUACCAGCUCCGCUCGGCGGCCCAGUACGUGUCGCCGUUCUCCCCAGCGGCCCCCGCAGGCCCCGCCAGCUUCCGCAGCUCCCCCAUCCUCCCCUCCAGAGCCUCCGAGGAGCCGCGCAUCAGCAUCCAGGAGGAGAGCUGCACGCUGGGACCCAAACCAGGCCUCUACUCCCCCGAUGAGGAGUACGAAGAGCGCUCCGACUCCGCAGACUCCCGCAUCCUCAACUCCUCCACCUGAGCUGAGGAGGCUGCUGACUAGUGGAGCGGAUAACAUCCAUUUUUCAAUCAAAUCGUGCAAAUAGUGAUACAAGCACCAAAUUUGGCAUGAUGAUUGCCGAGGGGUCACUAUGAUACGAUAAUACUUUAUUGUCAGACAGGUCUGAAAUUUGUUUUG
Molecule: messenger RNA, 2455 nt
Organism: Sebastes umbrosus (honeycomb rockfish)
Lineage: Eukaryota; Metazoa; Chordata; Actinopteri; Perciformes; Sebastidae
Gene: dmrt3a
Product: doublesex and mab-3 related transcription factor 3a
Exons: 2
Coding region: 881-2299 (472 amino acids)
Biological process (GO): male sex differentiation; regulation of transcription by RNA polymerase II
Cellular component (GO): nucleus
Molecular function (GO): RNA polymerase II cis-regulatory region sequence-specific DNA binding; DNA-binding transcription factor activity, RNA polymerase II-specific; protein binding
Source: RefSeq, a predicted model, not a curated record